UAUCACAUCAGUAGAGGGUAUUUGCUCGUAGGUUUUCGACCGUACAUUGCAGCUGGUGUUGCAGUAGUCAAACAGCAAUACAAGUUCAACAGAAGCCCGGGUUAAGGGAGGGUUAAGGAGGCUCCUGGUCGGACCGGGAUGGUUUCAAGCUGGAUGAAUUGAUCAUCGACCAGGCUUGUGUGUCUUAAGUGUGUGAAUGUGUAACUGUUUAUGUGUAAGUGUGUGUGUAAUACUCUGGGUUAGUAGCAGAACAAUGUGCUGCGCAGACUCUAUUGCCAUCUGCAGGGACUGACACACACACAGCUACACCUAAAGUAGUCGAUGCGGUCUUCCAGAGGUGCCUCCUUCCUGUGGCGGAGAACCCAGAAGCAGCAGCAGUAUGUCCCGCGUGUCAUCUACGGCCAAACGCUAUGGGGGCCCCUCCUCUUACACCAGCCACUACAGCUCCUAUGGCUCCUCCCUCACGCCGGGCCUUAGCACGGCCUACAGCGAACGGGACAAGGCCUCCUCCUACAGGUUACCCGUCACCUCCACCUCCACCUCAGGCUACUCUUCCUACUCCUCCUCCUCGUCCAGUUACCUGGGCAGCUCUGCCUCCCGCGCCCGCAACUACAGCAGCUCCUCUGAGCCUGACCGGGGCCGGACGGUGCCAAGCCUCCUUGGAGUGGGGCGCCGUAGUGAGAGCUUGAGCCGCAACCCGAUCAAGAGCUACUCCGGGUCGGGCCUGAGUGCUGGUGGGACGGCGUACCCUGGCUACGGAUACGGCUCCUACAGGUCACCUUCCACCACCUCCUCGGUCUACCCCAGCUACCUCUCCUCCUCCUCCUCCUCAGCCACCUCAGGCCUCUCGCUUAGCCGGCGCAAGUCUGUGUCCCAGAGUGACCUGAGCCAGGGUUUGUCCUCGCUGGGCCUGACCGACCGCUCAUACUCCUCCGCCUCCUCCGCCAGCGCCCUGAGGAGUUACCGGGAUCUAACCCGUGAGGCAACCAAUACGUACGGUAGUGGUGGCAUCAGCUCCCGUGCCACCUACCCAAGCCUCUCUCGGAGCAGCACCCAGGAGGCCUUCGUCAGCAGCAGCAGCACGCACACCAGCUCCCCCAGCAGGGACUCCACAAACUCCAAGAGUGCACAGGGCCUUGUGGGAUUGCGCAACCUGGGAAACACAUGUUUUAUGAAUAGCAUCCUGCAGUGUCUUAGCAACACACACAGUCUGAGAGACUACUGCCUGCACAACUCGCACCGCAGAGACCUUAACAACAACAGCCGCACCAACACAGCCCUCAUGGAAGAAUUUGCCAAGCUGCUCCAGACCAUGUGGAUGUCGUCCAACAGCGAUGCUGUCAGCCCGUCUGAGUUCAAGACUCAAAUCCAGAGAUACGCACCCAGAUUCGUAGGAUACAACCAACAGGACGCUCAGGAGUUCCUGCGCUUCCUACUGGAUGGCCUCCAUAACGAGGUCAACAGAGUAUCUGUCAGGCCCAGAGGCACCUCUGAGGACUUUGAUCACCUCCGGGACGAGGAGAAAGGGAAAAAGAUGUGGAGCAAAUACCUGGAGCGAGAGGACAGUAAAAUAGUCGACCUGUUUGUGGGCCAGCUGAGAAGCUCGCUAACCUGCAGUCAUUGUGGCUUCUGUUCAACAGUCUUCGACCCCUUCUGGGAUCUCUCGCUGCCUAUCGCCAAGAAGGGCUACAGUGAGGUGAGCCUGAUGGACUGCAUGAGGCUGUUCACCAAGGAAGACGUCCUCGACGGCGACGAGAAGCCUACCUGCUACAGAUGUAAAGCCAGGCGACGGUGCACCAAGAAGUUUACGGUACAAAGGUUCCCCAAGAUCCUCGUGCUCCACCUUAAGCGCUUCUCUGAGGCCCGCAGAACAAGCAAACUCUCCACCUACGUCAACUUCCCCAUGAAGGAGCUGGACCUGCGGGAGUUUGCCUCGGGGAACAGCACCAAUGCCGUGUACAACCUGUAUGCCGUGUCCAACCACUCAGGCACCACCAUGGGCGGCCACUACACGGCCUACUGUCGCAACCCCACCUCAGGUGAAUGGUACAGCUUCAACGACUCCAGGGUGCCACUCAAUGACAUGCAAAUGCAGACCGAAGCGUCAUCAACACACCCCCUCAAAUGGUGUGAAAUGCCGACUUUCUACUCCUCAUUCACAUAUAAGGGUAACGCCAAUGUCCUCCAGCCAAGUGCGCAGUAGUGAUGCGUACGUGUUGUUCUAUGAGCUGGCCUCCUCCUCACGGAUGUAAACCCCCCCCGUCCAUCUCCCCCCUCAUCCUCUCCUACGAUGACGCUGAACGACAGGAAGGCCAAGGCGCCACAGACACAGACACACACGCAGACACACACGCAAAUGCACACAGACAUACACACAGAUACACACACACACACUCAGACACACACACACAAGCAAAUGCAGUGAAAACAAAUAAAUCUCAUUAUUUUCUUCCUCAACCCAUCUGGUCAUUAUCGUCCAAUUCCGCUGAAACAGUGUGUGUGUGUGUGUGUGUGUGUGUGUGUGUGUGUGUGUGUGUGUGUGUGUGUGUGUGUGUGUGUGUGUGUGUGUGUGUGUGUGUGUGUGUGUGUGUAUUUGAACAGAUCAGAAGUCUCCCUCUAUGCACUGCAAAAUGAACCGAACUCUCAUCCCAACAGCGCCUUUACUUCACACAAAAACGGAUCUUCUCGUUUGCCUCAAACAUUUAAAUUAAGACAUUUUCUCCCCAAGAAAUGUCUCUAAUUUUGGCUUUUUGUGUUUUGAUUUGGAUCUUUUUGUAUGUUCUAGUUUUGUUUAUCUGCAAUGUCCCUCAUUAUCACAAGGUUAUCAUGACAUUGUUAUUCAUUAUUAUUAAUUGCCAUGGCGUUAUUUGAGAUAUUCUAUGUUGACAGUUCCUGCAAUGAUGGUUCCGAUGUUACACUCUCACUCUACCAGCCCUUCCACUGCGGUACCACACUCCUCUACGUUUUAACAUGCUCUCUCUCUCUCUCUCUCUCUCUCUCUCUCUCUCUCUCUCUCUCUCUCUCUCUCUGUUGGGAGGCCGGUGGCACUGUGAGUGUUGUCCUGUCUAAGAGACACCAUAAUACUCUGUUGUUAUAGUUUUUUUAUUUGUAGUCUUUUUUUUUCCCACUGCUAAUGAUGUUUUAACAGUACUGUGAAUACAUGAAUGAAUGGACAUAUUGUGUAUGCACAUAUUAGAAGACAACAUGCUGACAAUGAGGACUUUUACUUGCAGCACAAGAUCCUUUCUUCCUCUUCUUGUUUCUUUGCCAUUGAAAAACAUGGAAAGAAUGUUUUCAAGAAAAAAAGAUCACAAUAUCAGUAUAUUUUUAUAUCCUGAUGCAAUAUGGAGAAUGUACUAUACAGUGGUGCUGAAAAUGACCCAUAACUGUUUUCAGUUGGUUAAUUUAACAAGUUUCAAGAGAGAUUAAACAAAAAAUGAUAUUUAUGCUUACAGUUGAUAAUGUGAUGUGUCACUUUUUAACAGUCGCAGUUAUAAGUAUAUACUUGUGAAUAAAUAAAUUAUAUACCUACAACUGGUUUUACUUUUAAA
Molecule: messenger RNA, 3551 nt
Organism: Gadus macrocephalus (Pacific cod)
Lineage: Eukaryota; Metazoa; Chordata; Actinopteri; Gadiformes; Gadidae
Product: ubiquitin carboxyl-terminal hydrolase 2-like
Exons: 15
Coding region: 380-2203 (607 amino acids)
Biological process (GO): protein deubiquitination
Cellular component (GO): cytoplasm
Molecular function (GO): cysteine-type deubiquitinase activity
Source: RefSeq, a predicted model, not a curated record